Rhagoletis pomonella (apple maggot) is the source of this 654-nucleotide messenger RNA. RefSeq lists its product as uncharacterized. NCBI's taxonomy places the organism in Eukaryota, Metazoa, Arthropoda, Insecta, Diptera, Tephritidae. The transcript is spliced from 3 exons. The coding region runs from base 295 to 564 and encodes 89 amino acids. Gene Ontology annotation, molecular function: chitin binding. Gene Ontology annotation, cellular component: extracellular region. The record is from RefSeq and is a predicted model, not a curated record.
AGCGCGAAUGGAAAGCGAAAGUGUAGUGCUUAGAGUGUAGAUAAUUGAAUAGUAAAAAUAAUUUACGAGAAAAUUUGUGAAAUGGUGGAAAUCAAUAAGACUGUUUUUAUAUUUGCGCUUAAGGCUAAUUAAACCCAUGGUCACCUAUUCCAUCCACCAACUGAAGAACACCACAGAAGAGAAGAAAAACAAGACCUUACGAAGAUACCCGGCGUCCCUGGCGUAGAUUACCCUAUUUACCAUGAAGUGCCUCAUACGAAUUUCCACUGUGCCAAUGUACCUGCUGUGCCGGGAAUGUAUGCAAAUAUUGAGACCGGGUGUCAGGCCUACCAUGUUUGCCACGAUGGACGGGAAGGUCAUCAAGGUGCUUCAUUCCUCUGCACCAACGGCACUAUUUUUAACCAAAAGGAGUUUGCGUGCGACUGGUGGUACAACGUGAAAUGCGAAGAAGCGUUUACCUACUAUCACUUGAACACAGACCCAAGGCAUAAUCCCUACUUCCAGAAAACAAAUGAAUUGGAAGAGAAGCACCAUGAAUCGGAGGGAUUCCAUAUCCACGCUUGAAGGGAUCGUGUAAUCAUCUCAUUGAAUAUGUAUAUGUCACUUGUUUAUAUGUAUUUAGUUGUUAAUUUUUUACAUAAAAUCAUAUUCACU